CCAUCCCCGGAGAAGGAGCAAGUAGUGAACUUGCCGUGUUACCUGCUUAAAGGCGCCGCCGGUUGCGAGAGAAAAGCGCAUGUUUGCUAGAGAGAAAUACUCAAAGAAAAGCGGCCGAACUCUAAGAUUAAUCCAGAAAAGAGUCCUCCGUGAUCCCAUUACGAGGAAUCAGCGCGUGUGCAAUUGUCAAAGAUGCGGAAACAACUACAGAAGCAGCCGCAGUCUGGAUUGUGAUCCACUGGGGCAUGCACCGAGGAAGGCAUGCCUUGGCUGAAGAGAAGGGUAAUAAUCCUCCAACUUGGGCCCAAACAUCCCGAAGUUGUCUGCGUAGAGCAAUAUCAGUGCUAUGAAUCCGCUGAUUUUCGGAAAUAAAGAGUUGUGUAUGGACCUUAUCCAUAAUGUCAAAAGUCAUCCAGAAGAAGAACCACUGGAUCACUAAAGUGAACGAGAGCGCGGUUAUCCGGGACGCGUGUGGGGAGCUGAACGCAGAGCUUAGCGGCGGAGCGGAGAAUGGAGAGUUUCCAUAUAUUGGGCAAAUUAGAGAGGAUGCUGUGGUUUAUCAGGAGGGCAAACUCUGUGAGGGGGAACUGCUGCUGGAAGUUGAGGGGCUGUCUGUGUCAGGAUUACCCCUUUAUGAUAUUUAUACUUUGAUCAACUGCUGCAAAGGUCCCGUCAGGUUGAAAACUGUUCGUCAAGGUCACAAACUCAACAAGGACCUGAAGCACUUCCUGAGCUUAAGGUUUCAGAAGUCAUCACCAGACCAUGAGUUGCAAAAGACCAUUCGAGCCAAUUUAUAUCGUCAUGCUGUGCCUUGUACAACCCGCCUCCCUCGAGACGGCGAGAUCCCAGGAGUGGAUUACAACUUCCUGUCUGUUGAGGACUUUCUACAACUUGAGGAGAGUGGCACACUUCUGGAAAUAGGAACGUAUGAAGGUAACUAUUAUGGGACCCCCAAGCCGCCAAGGCAGCCCAUCAUUGGGACCUUGACUCUCAGUGAUGCAGGCUCCCAUCAGACCACCCCAAAGCGCACCAAGUCCUACAAUGACAUGCAAAACGCCCGCAUAGUGCCUGCUGACGACGACGAUGACGACCAGGCCACGGAAAUGAACAACAGUUUUACAGGUAACCCUAACGACCAGGACGAGAGCCGUGGCAGCAUCCUCCGGCCGUACCCUGCACGUGACAAUGCUCUAUCCUGUGGUCUGAACAAUGCAGCCACCUCCACAGCAGAAAGCGGCCAGCAGACACUCGCUGAACCGCAGGUCUCUCCAGAAGACCCGCUGGGGCCCCUGCCUGAAAACUGGGAGAUGGCCUACACUGAAAACGGAGAACUGUACUUCAUAGACACGGCAAAGGCACACCAGCAGGACAUGGCUGUGUAUUUUCAGAGUUUCCACAACACAAAGACCACAUCAUGGCUGGACCCCCGGUGCAGAGACAAAGCUUCCAGGCCUUUGGAAGAGUGUGAGGAUGAUGAAGAAGGGAUACAUACAGAGGACCUAGAGUGUGAUCUAGAGCUGCCUCCAGGAUGGGAGAGAAUAGAUGACCCUGUGUACGGGGUGUACUAUGUAGAUCAUAUUAACAGAAAGACCCAGUAUGAGAACCCAGUGUUGGAGGCGCGGCGUAGAAAAAUCCUGGAGCAGCAGCCACAGCCGCAGCCUCCAGAAGGUGAGCGGUAUAUUCGAGAGUGGAUAGAGGAGCAUUCCUCUGCAGCCGCUCCACUAGCAAACUAUGCUCCAAACCACCUGGAGACCUACAGGGACCCCCAAGUCCCACCAGCACUACCUCCCAUCCCUGCAGGAGUCAAACGGGGAAAACCUUUCUUCACAAGAAACCCAGCAGAGCUGAAAGGAACCUUCAUCAACACAAAGCUGAAGAAAAGUCGCAGAGGAUUUGGCUUCACUGUGGUUGGAGGUGACGAGCCUGAUGAGUUUUUACAAAUCAAAAGUCUGGUGCUGGACGGGCCUGCAGCUGUGGAUGGCAAGAUGGAGACAGGUGAUGUGAUAGUUAGUGUCAAUGACACCAUUGUGCUGGGCUACACACAUGCUCAGGUGGUAAAAAUCUUCCAGUCCAUCCCUAUCGGCUCCAUGGUGGACCUGGCUUUGUGUCGUGGUUACCCACUGCCCUUCGACCCCGAUGACCCCAACACCAGCCUGGUGACCUCAGUGGCAAUUUUGGACAAGGAACCGAUUAUCGUCAACGGGCAAGAGACGUUUGACUCGCCUGCUAACCAGGCUGGACCCAUUAAUGGCAUGCGUGAGCCACGGUCACAUAGCCCCUCGGCUGAGGUUGCAUCUAAUGGGUCCCACGGCUACUCUAGCGAUGUGGUCACCCUGGCCUCUUCCAUAGCCACCCAGCCCGAGCUGAUCACCAUUCACAUGGAGAAGGGAGACAAAGGUUUUGGCUUUACUAUCGCCGACAGCCUGACAGGAGGAGGCCAGAGGGUCAAGCAGAUAGUAGACUAUCCACGAUGCCGUGGCUUAAAAGAGGGGGACAUUCUGAUGGAGGUCAACAAGAGGAAUGUCCAGAAUAUGACUCACAACCAAGUGGUGGAUCUGCUGAGCAAAUGUCCCCGAGGGAGUGAGGUCACUAUGCUGGUGCAAAGAGGAGUGGUGCCAGCCAAGAGGAGUCCAAAGCUGGUGCACCAGUUAGAGAGAAAAGACAGCCAGAGCAGCUCCCAGCACAGUGUGUGCAGCCACCGCAGCAUCCACACAGAUUCUCCCAGCCACCCACCCUCUGCCAUGCCCAGUGAGGCGGUGGCUCCCACUCCGGCUGCCCCCACCCAACCUCUGCCAGGCCUGCCCCCCUUGGACCCUGCAGAUGGCACUCUUACCUUGCAGAAGAAACCAGACCCUUUUAAGAUCUGGGCACAGUCCAGGAGUAUGUAUGAGAGUCGAUUGCCAGAUUGCCAGGAGCAGGACAUUUUCCUUUGGCGGAAGGAUACAGGUUUUGGCUUUCGAAUCUUGGGUGGAAAUGAGCCUGGGGAACCAAUCUACAUUGGGCACAUAGUGAAGUAUGGGGCCGCAGAUGAAGAUGGGCGCCUGCGGUCGGGUGAUGAGCUCAUCUGUGUGGACGGCACAGCAGUAGUGGGAAAGUCUCACCAGCUGGUGGUGCAGCUGAUGCAGCAGGCUGCCAAACAAGGCCAUGUCAACCUCACUGUCAGACGGAAGAGUCCCGGAUAUGGAGUGUCUAAAGGAGAGGGUGAUGUUCCCCCGUCGCCGGCCUCCUCCCAUCAUAGCAGCACCCAGGCACCCAGUCUGACGGAGGGCAAGAGGACCCCUCAGGGGAGCCAGAACUCACUAAACACUGUCAGCUCUGGAAGUGGUUCUACCAGUGGCAUAGGCAGCGGUGGUGGAGGUGGUAGUGGGAGUGCGGUGGUGCCUGCUUCCCUACAGCCAUACGAUGUGGAGAUCCAGCGGGGAGAAAAUGAGGGAUUCGGGUUUGUCAUUGUGUCAUCUGUUUCCAGGCCUGAUGCUGGCACCACCUUUGCUGGAAAUGCUUGUGUGGCAAUGCCCCACAAAAUAGGACGGAUCAUUGAGGGCAGUCCAGCGGACCGCUGCGGCAAGCUAAAGGUCGGGGACCGAAUACUGGCUGUUAACGGCUGCUCCAUCACCAACAAGUCACACUCAGACAUUGUCAACCUGAUCAAGGAAGCCGGGAACACAGUCUCACUCAAGAUCAUCCCGGGUGAUGAAACUUCCAAUGCUUCUCUGCUCACUAAUGCUGAGAAGAUAGCUACCAUCACCACCACACACACACCUCAGUCCACAGAGACCAGGAAUAAUUCAAAGUCAAAGGGAGCUCCUCCUCCACCACCCACACAAACUCAGACAAUGCAGGAUGCAGAGUUCUACUCUGUGGACCUCGAGAGAGACAGCAAAGGCUUUGGAUUCAGCUUGAGAGGAGGACGGGAAUACAACAUGGACCUUUAUGUGUUGAGACUAGCAGAGGAUGGGGCUGCUGUCAGAAAUGGCAAGAUGAGGGUGGGAGACGAAAUCCUGGAGAUUAAUGGUGAGAGCACAAAGAACAUGAAGCAUUCACGAGCCAUUGAACUGAUCAAGAAUGGCGGUCGGAGGGCACGGCUCGUCCUCAAACGGGGUGAUGGAUCUGUACCUGAAUAUGACGGCAGCAGUGACGGGCACCCUCCCACACCCGGGGCACAAAACACUCCGGAAGUGAGAGUGCUGCCACACAACAGCCGAUUUCACACCACACUGGAGUCAAGUUAUCCACCAGACCUUCACAAACCAUCUCGCCUGGAGGAGGCUGCACAUGGUCGAGAUAUAAACAGGGACAUGGCUGGGUCAGAUCAGAUGGACUUCCAGGGCCGGCAAUUCAACCCCCAUCAUCAUUACACCUGGAGUAACAAUCACAGUCAAACUACCCCCAGACAGCAGUCUCCUGACAACAGUAACAGCAGUAGCAAUGGCAACAAGAAAAGCCGAGGUCGCAAAGUGAAAAAGUCUGAGUCUGAGAGCGGCAUCUCUAAACUCCUAAAGACUCUGAGGAAGGACAACUCGGGGAAGAAGGCUGCAGCUGCUGAGAAAUUGAGAGGACGAGAUAUCUCGAGUAGCAGUUCUACUUUAGACGGAAGGUUUCAUCUGCAGCGUCGCGGCUCCCUGGACCGCUCGCCAACCAGGAAGCGCACCUCAUCUCCAGAUCGCCGAAGGGCAAAAUCCAUGGACCGCAGGGCAGAGCGAGCACAUCGUGACCGCACACCUGAGAGGGAGAACGACGACGGAGGGUUCCUCGCAGUCACCCCCGAACGGAAAUUCUAUGAGCGGAGGCUCCUCAAGGACUCACAGAUGACUGGGCGAGUCUGGGAGGCCACAACCCCUGAGCGAACCAACAACAACGGGGAUUCCUUGUCUCGUUCCAGGGGCCGCACAUAUGAUAGAGCCAAGAAGAACGGCAACCUUCUGAGAGACUCUUCCUCAGAGAGGAAGGAGGAGAGACACCGGACAAACGGGACAAUGGAGAGACGAUACAGAACGGAGCGGGACUCUUCCCCUGACAGCAACUAUAGCCGGGACGAGCUGAACUAUGCAGCAGCACCAAGACUGAAAGACUACUAUAGCAUGAUGAAGAACAACGCUGCACAAAACAAUGCUGCCUACAACAACACAGGCCAUAACAAUAACACAGUAGGCCGCAGUUCAAACCAGAUCCCUGAGCCCAAGAGAAGGCUGUAUAAAGAAAGCCCUAAAGACCUCAGCAUCUAGAGCAGAGCAGAUUCCCCUCGCCACACUCUCCUCUAUCUGUGCAAACUAUGUACCAUACACUGGAAUUGGGACUACUGACAAUACUAACUCUUAUUCUUUAUUUGGUCGAAAGGUUUAUUGAUUGAUUUGAUUGACUUAACUACUUGUGAUCGCAUCCAGAGAUUCAUAAAACAGCAGGAGUACAAUCCUUUUAUCAGUUUAUACUGGUCGUUUUGUCAUUGUUCUGGUUAUUUUGAACAUAACAGAGGUUGUUGUUCUAUAGUAAAGGUAUUGUAUGUGCCUGCAUAUGAAAUCAGUGAUAUUGCUUUUUGUAGGCAUUGCUGACUCUAAAUAUUUGUUCCCUCAGAGGUAUGAACCAUGCUUCCAUUUGUGGUAACUUCUAAGUGCUGACCUUGUUUUCAACUUAUUUUUAGAUGUCUUUUUCAAUCCUCAAUUGCUUUAUUGAACAAACUAUAGCACAAGACACUGUUAGUUCGCAACAACUGCUGAAAUAACAAUGGAGUUAAAGUAAAAAUCUGAAUUUAAGAUCAGAUGGUAAAAUUCAAGUGAUAAAUGACUAAAUUAAUAUAUUACCCUUUUUGCGUUUGCUUACUAUUUAUUCUUGAUUUGGCACAUAUUUUAAGCAAGCUGCAAGAAGAAGUGUAAGCAUGUUGAAUUCUUGUUGAAAAAACAACUUACCCUUUGCUCUUCUGUGUAUACUGAUGGAGUUGGGAAGGAGCUUGACUCACUUUCAAAUUACAGGCAAAACUGGUCAUUGUUUUAAAAAAAAUGAGUCAUCUAAAUUUGUUGCUGAAUUAUAAUUCAGUAAUGUAUACAAAUCUGCAUUUUGCCAUAAUACCAGCUGAAGCUGCCAUGAAGUAUGAUAUUUUCAGAUAUGUCUAACGAAAGCAAAUAAAUGUAAAUUAUCCCUGUGCAAGAUGCAUGUGUAAGUUAAAAUGUAGUGUAACCACUUUAUUUAAUCGGUCUGAGUGAGAGUAAUCAAUGAGGAACACACACUGUAAUUCUUAGCCUGGUCCUCAUGUUUAUUCUACCCACACCGUUGUACACCCACCACCUCCUGGGUCCUGACACAAAGAGCUGAUGUGGUUUGUUGUGAUGGUAACAUACGGAGAGUCCUGGUACAGGAAACGACUAAUCUGCCAUGCUGAGCCAUGCUGUCAUGCCACUAGAGUCUGACUGCUGCUUUUUAAUGUGUUUUGUGUGUGUUAUCUGUUUUAUGUUUCAUUUAAGAACUAAGAAUAUAUUGGAUAAGUCACAACAAAAGCAUUGUUUCAUCACUGUCGUCACCAUGGUACUGUAUUCAACAAAAACAGAAAAUCAACAAAAAAUAAAUAAAAAAUAAAAAAAAUUGUUAUCGGCCAUCACCGUAAAAAAAAAAAGAAAAAAAAAAAGAAAAAAACAGUUACCAAUAUAACUACUAGGAACCUGUUGAGGAAUAAAAUGUUGCCUUUUUCUUGUACAAAAGAGAAAUUUAUGAAAAACCUCAGUAGUGAGGAAUGUGAUAUUGUGUUUAUAUCCCAGAAAUGGACCUGAUGAUGAUUUAUGGGAAUUAUGUUGAUUUACUCUGGAUCAGGUAUGUAAAGACAACAUGAAAGACUGUAUUUGGUCAAUCAAAAACUGUUUGAUGGUUUGAAUCUCUCUUGAUGGUUAGCCUGCCUUUGUAUUAUAAAGCACUUGUAUGCAGUCUGUGUUCUUCAAGCAUUAUUUCUUGCAGCGUGCUCCAGACAUAAUGCUGUCUCUGUGUUGAUAAAAGCAGUACAUGUAUAUGGGCCAAUCUUUUUUAUAACUAUGCAUAUAUAAAUACUACAUUGUUCAUAGCUUUAUUUGACCCAUGAAGCUAUACAUAACAUUAGUCAAAGUACAAGUAGAUGUGGACUUAUCCAGCUUCUUUCCUUGAGAUGGAUUACAAUGUAUAUGUAGCUAUCAAAAGAAGUCUGUGAAUGCUAUUUUUAUUAUCAAAUAAAGUUUUCCAUACAAAUUAAAAA
Melanotaenia boesemani (Boeseman's rainbowfish) is the source of this 7207-nucleotide messenger RNA. Its product is annotated as membrane-associated guanylate kinase, WW and PDZ domain-containing protein 1-like. Lineage: Eukaryota; Metazoa; Chordata; Actinopteri; Atheriniformes; Melanotaeniidae. Gene Ontology annotation, biological process: signal transduction. Gene Ontology annotation, cellular component: cytoplasm. The transcript is spliced from 24 exons. Gene Ontology annotation, molecular function: protein binding. The record is from RefSeq and is a predicted model, not a curated record. The coding region runs from base 399 to 5222 and encodes 1607 amino acids.